Sphaeroforma arctica JP610 is the source of this 1018-nucleotide messenger RNA. RefSeq lists its product as hypothetical. The coding region runs from base 80 to 568 and encodes 162 amino acids. NCBI's taxonomy places the organism in Eukaryota, Ichthyosporea, Ichthyophonida. Gene Ontology annotation, cellular component: endoplasmic reticulum. The transcript has 4 exons. The record is from RefSeq and is a predicted model, not a curated record.
UGCUGGUCUGCAUCGAAGAGUCUUCUUCUGGCACAUAGCACCUCUAGUAGUGGUAGUAUUCAUAAGUAAUCGGCUCAUCAUGACAAUCACAUCGCUAUUCGAUACAGUAUGUCUAGGCUACUUCGCUUCGCAUAUUCCCAUCACCCUGUUGAUGGAUUCUCAGGCCAUUGUGCCGCCAGUAUGGAUUCCAGACUUUGCAGUGGAGAUGAACAGUUGGUAUAUCAAAACAUUCAAUGAUCCCCUAAUGGCCUCACCGCCGAUUUGGUUUCAGUCGUUCAUCGCUUGCGAGCUUAUCUUUCAGAUCCCCAUAUUCUUCUUGGCCGUGUAUGGCUACUGGAACCGAUGUAACUGGAUUCGGGAUCCGCUAAUGGUGUACGGAGCACACGUUACCACCACGCUCGUCCCCGUUCUUUAUGAACUGUACAGAAAUGACCAAGUGGAGGACGGGCAGAAACUAGUACUGGCGGCGUUCUACAUACCGUACCUGAUAAUACCUUUCCUGAUCACAUUGAGGAUGUUCAUGUGCACGGUCCCAUUCCCACCCGUGGAUAUCAAGAAGUCACAAUAACUAUGAUCAGACGAAACAAACCCCUUUCUGACCGAAGCACGGGUGAGCACAAUUCGGAACUGCAAUACAGAUAUUUGACAGUGACACGCACCUGAACGGAUAUCAAGCACCGCACAAGCUCAGAGGGUACCUCAGCCUAUAAGACACGGGCUGACGAGAUGACAACUUCAGCUGUGAUUGCAGAUUAACAAAUAUAUUUAGACGAGCUCAGCUGCACGCAAGUGUUUUGCCGAACGUCGUAAUUCACGCACAUUAGUCAUGUGCAGGCUCGGAGCGAUGGGUAUCUAUGAAGGCAAGAAAGGGUCUUGACUAAUAAACAGUUCGUAGGUAGAGAUUUAACAGUAACCCGUCACUAGCAUGCCCCGUACAGAGUCCUCUCUCUCUAGUACAUCAUACGACAGGAAUAUAGUGAUACUGCCUCUUUCAAUUAAAAUAAGGAUAAAUGAAGCA